UAUUAAAUCCAGGGUAAGAAUCCCUUCAAACGAAAUCUUCCUUUCUUCAUCGUGGAUAAGAUAGACUCCUUUUGCAGAGCUUCAAGAAACGAGACGGUGUGUCCACAAUGGCCGCAGCAGCAGCUCAGUGUAUCUACCUCUCUUGUAGGUUUCAAUCCAUCUCUCUUUCUUCUUCUUCCCGGCCUUCCGCCACCGCAUUUAAGCCUCUCAGUUCCUCCGCCAACGUUUCACAUAACGCCUUCUCGACUGGGUUAGUGUCUGUAAACCCUAUUCUCGGAAGGCAAGCCGGUCGGUCACUUACAAUUGUGUGUGAAGCUGCGGGGCAGAAGGCCGAUUCUGCAGCGAAGCGAGCUCGGCAAGCUGAAAAGAGACGCCUUUACAAUAAAUCUCGCAAAUCUGAGAUUAGAACUCGAAUGAAAAAGGUUUUGGAGGAGUUGGAAGUGUUAAGAAAGAAGGCCGAUGCACAACCUGAGGAAGUUCUCGGGGUCGAGAAAUUGAUUGCAGAGGCUUAUUCAGUGAUUGACAAGGCGGUGCAGGUUGGAACCCUGCACCGGAACACAGGAGCCAGGCGGAAGUCCCGCCUUGCCAGAAGAAAGAAGGCGGUGGAGAUUCACCAUGGGUGGUAUGCACCUGAACCUACAGCUGCAUCCACUGUUUGAUACCAUUUCCAUCUGGCAUCUAUGCUAUUGUAGAUUGUGUAUUUGCAGAAUUUUUUGAGCAGAAGAAUUUGUGUUCAUUGUUCGGUGAUUUCUUUUUUUGCUUUAGCAAUCUCUACGUAUAUUUGAUGGUGAAUUGGUGGUUGCUAUUAAAACCUAAUCUGCUUUCUGCCUUGUUCUUAUGAAAGGCAAACUGUAUGCUAUCAAAUUAUAUUUUAGGGACAUAAUUUUAAUACAAGUUUAUAAUCAUAUAAAUGAUCUGAU
This is a messenger RNA of Lactuca virosa, 920 nucleotides long. The record is from the annotation of a GenBank genome assembly. NCBI's taxonomy places the organism in Eukaryota, Viridiplantae, Streptophyta, Magnoliopsida, Asterales, Asteraceae.